GUCAAACUGGCUCGAGUUCAGUGUUUGGCAGAGUUUGAAAAAUCUGGAUCCUUUAAUAUGGACCAUGCAGAACUGGCCCAGCCCAUAAAUAAUACUGACAUGUUUUUAGAGGAAAAGAACACUGAACCUGUAGAAAACAAGCGGAGGCAUCGUGAAAUGAAGACUGGUAUUGGAGCAAGAGGCUUCUUCUGUAAAGUCAUGUCAGGGUUGCUGUUGUUGGCUCUGGUGUGCCAAACCAUGGCCUCUUCUUCACCGUUUUCAGCAGUGGACCCAUGCGGGCCAGACGUUGCAGCUCUCAAGCGCAGCAUAAGGAAACUGGAGAAUAAACUCUUGAUCGGGUCUUGGCAGAUUGAACACUUGCAGAUGCACAAAUACUUCCGUCCAUUUCAACCUGCUGUGUCUAAUACUGAACCUGAAACUGACACUGCCCCUGUUGUAAACCACAACAGCAGUGGGGCAGUAGACAGCUCUGAUGGGACACUGAUGACAACACUUCCACCAGCAGGCAGCUUGAUCGUCCAUGACAAAGACUGUUCAGAGCUGUUUGACAGACUGAGACCACCAAGCGGUUUCUACCGCAUCAGACCCAAAUUACAACAGGAACCUUUUUUGGCCUAUUGUGACAUGGAGGAUGGAGGAGGAUGGACAGUGUUUCAGAGACGUCGCCAUGGAAAAGUUGACUUCAACAGAGACUGGGUGGACUACAGAGAUGGCUUUGGUGACUUCAAGCUGUGGAAUGAUGAGUUUUGGUUGGGGAAUGAGCACAUGCAUUCGUUACUCUCAGAAGGAAAGAACCUGGUGAAGAUUGAUCUAAUGGACUGGGAUGGAAAGAGAAGUUAUGCAUUUUACGAGAACUUCAGGAUCACUGACGAGGCCGACAAGUAUCGUCUCCACUAUGGGAUGUAUAGUGGGCAAGCUGGGGAUGCUCUGACUGGUGGUGGGGGAAUGGUGGAGCAGUGGUCUGCUUGCCUCAGCGGCAUGCAGUUCAGCACUAGAGAUCAGGACAAUGACCGCUACUUGCAGGGCAGCUGUGCUCAGGAGAAUAAGGCAGGUUGGUGGUUCAACAGAUGCCAUGCAGCCAACCUGAACGGGAAGUUCUACCGCAAAGGGAAGUACAAGGGCCAGAAUGACGAUGGUGUGGUGUGGGGGAGCUGGAGAGGCCUUUGGUAUUCCCUGAGACACACCACCAUGAAGGUGCGGCCUCUGGUUUUCUUGGACGCCAUGGGCAGUGGAGCAGGGGACAUGUGAAAACACCAGGUCUCACAUUCCCUUGUGUGAUACAUAUGAAGCUGAAUAACGAGAACAAAGAUUGAUGUCAUGUUUAAAUUCUUUGUAUUUGAAUUUCUCCCUUUGCUUCAUCAUUUGAACUAUUAUCAAAUGUCAGUACAGUAGCUUCUAUUUUUCAGUAAGCACUGAUUUGUAUGAAGUGUAUGAUAUUACUCAAACAAUAAAACAAACAGCAUCUCA
Molecule: messenger RNA, 1467 nt
Organism: Epinephelus fuscoguttatus (brown-marbled grouper)
Lineage: Eukaryota; Metazoa; Chordata; Actinopteri; Perciformes; Serranidae
Gene: fgl1b
Product: fibrinogen like 1B
Exons: 9
Coding region: 58-1248 (396 amino acids)
Source: RefSeq, a predicted model, not a curated record